AUGGUUCAACUGCCAAUCUGCAGGCCUCUCGAUUUUAUUCUUGAUGAUAUUGCAAAGUUAAGGAAGCUAGUGCCCCCAACGCGUGAUGAUCCUAAUAGGUUUCCAAAGUUCAUCUUCAAAAUGAUGAUGAGCCAUCUUGAAAACACGGAUAGUGAUGCUGGUGGUGAAGAUGUCGGGACAUCGAUCUGUGAGGAGGAGCAGUCGGAGGUGGAUGUUAUGGAUCUGGAUGAGGAUCCUCAAUUAUGGCCAGAAGAGCUGUAUGAUGAGUAUUACAAAGAGGAACAGGAGAAGAUGCGGAAGGGGUUAGAGAAGGUGAGGAAGUAA
Molecule: messenger RNA, 324 nt
Organism: Prunus armeniaca (apricot)
Lineage: Eukaryota; Viridiplantae; Streptophyta; Magnoliopsida; Rosales; Rosaceae
Source: the annotation of a GenBank genome assembly